GCCUGCGUGGAUCAUGGAGUUGUUUGAAGAUCAUCUUACACUGAACUGGGGAAGGCAAUGAUGCUGCAGCUUGACCACAGUUAAAAUAUGGGGAAUGUGGAGAGUCAAAAUGGUGACAGUGGUUCCUAUGGCGACAGAGCAGGGCAUCUCUCCCGCAAACACACAUCCCGCUCACUCCGCCUCCCCAACAAGCAGCUGGUCACCCGACGCCCAAGGCACUCCUCGUCCGGGACACAGAAACACAGAAACUCUGAAACCUCGACCCGCUCCUCCAGCACACCGAGCAUCCCACAAUCCUUAGCGGAGACCGGGCCGGAGCUUUACAAUGCAGGAGAUGAGUUGGGAGACUUCAGUCUCAACCCCCACUGGACGCAACGUGUUGCUAUAACGAUGAGGCCCGAGUCCUAUCAGCACGAGGAUGAACCUUUGACCACACCGACUCCUGAAACUUCAGAGGCAUACACACUUGCUCAGGAUGGAGGAGACUUGAUGGGUGGAGGAGAGGGCGACAAGGAGGGAACGUACCUACAGCGAAUGAACGAAGGUCCUCGAGAUGGAGGGAAUUUUAAAAAGAACAGGUCAAAGUCGGCAGACAUGUCAAGAGAAGACAGUUUGGAGUUUUCUCUGUACGACUGCAGCCAGGACAACCUGACCAGCACUGAGGACAUGAUCGAUGGAGGAGAGGAGGAGGAGGAGGAAGAGCAGCUGUGUCCCAGAGGCAGCACAGGCUCAGCUGAAAGGGCUUCUUCUCUGGACCAUCUGUGCAGCCAGAAGAGUCCUGGCCUCCUGGGCCAGAGGAUUCGUCGUGUUAAAAAUCGCAGAGAAGCUGAGUGCAACGGAAAGGGAAAGGGGGAAAGUGAGUUGUUGUCUCCGAACGAGGAAGAUGGUGGAGGGUAUGCAGCGUUCACGCUACCCUGUCGACGGUCUCACUGCCUUUCUGAGGGGCUCUCAGGGCUGGGGAUCCCUGCUGCUCCGUGCCCAGCCUUCCAGGGACGACGUGCACAGACUACUCAGGACAUCUCAGGUGUCCUGGGAGAGGGAAGUGAGUAUAGCGACAGCGGAAUUGAUGGCAUCGCCACAGAGAUGGAUGCAGACGGAGACCUGGUUUCCCGUAGGUGCAAAGCCAUGUCGGCCUCUUUCUCAGUCUACUCUGCCCACGAGAGCAGUAUUUUCAAUGGGAGUGACAGCGGUAGCAGCAGUGCCGGUGGAGUAGAAGGACGAGCUGGCGAAGGAGGCAGGGGAGGGGUGUAUGAGAACUUCCGAAAGGAACUGAACAGUCAAAACUGGGGCCGGGACUGCAUGGAGGAGGCCAGCUCCGCUGUCAGCGAUGAGCAGAGUAGCGGGACACUCAGCAGUGCCUAUCCAUCCGAGUCUGUGAUUGAGUGCGCUCAAGGCACAGUCAGGAAAGCUGGUGCUUUGUCUGUGAAGAAUUUCCUGGUCCACAAGAAGAACAAGAAGGUGGAAUUUGCAACCAAGCGAAAGUGGAAACACUACUGGGUGUCUCUAAAAGGCUGCACCCUUUUUCUGUAUGAAUCAGAUGGUCGCUCGGGCAUUGACCACAACAGCGUUCAUAAACAUGCACUGUGGGUGGAGAACAGCAUCGUCCAGGCUGUGCCUGAACACCCCAAGAAAGAUUUUGUCUUCUGCCUCAGCAACUCUGUGGGAGACGCUUUCCUUUUCCAGACAUCUGGCCAAACUGAACUGGAGAAUUGGAUCACGGCGAUCCACUCGGCAUGCGCCACAGCUCUCGCUCGGCAGCACCACCGGGACGACACGGUGAGACUGUUGCGGACGGAAAUCCGCAAGCUCGAGCAGAAGAUUGAUAUGGAUGAGAAGAUGAAGAAGAUGGGAGACAUGCAGCUGUCCACAGUCACCGAUGCCAAGAAGAGGAAGACCAUUCUUGAGCAGAUCUUCUUAUGGGAGCAGAACUUGGAGCGGUUCCACAUAAACCUCUUCCGCUGCCGCUGCUAUCUGGCCAGUCUGCAAGGCAGCGAACCUCCAAAUCCCAAACGCCUCCUUGGUUUUGCUUCACGUCCCACCAAACUGAUCAUGGGUCGCCUUGGCAUCUUCUCAGUGUCUUCUUUCCAUGCACUGGUUUCUGCUCGUACUGAAAGUAGCAUCAGGAAGAGAAACCAGGCCUUGCCACGUACCUUCAGCAAACGCCGCAGCCGUUUCUCCUCCCUCUGGGGUCUGGACACCGUCUCCAAGAGGAAAAGCAAAGCACAUCCUUCAAUUGACCAGGUAUUUAAAGAUCAGCUAGAACCUGUGAGAAAACCCCUGGAACGCACGUUUGAAGAUUCUGCCAGUGAGAAAUCUAAGAAAACCGAAAACUCAGUGAAAAGUAUUCCCAACCAGACGGUGGACAGUGAUAUUUGGGUUCCCGACCACCUGAAACCCUCCUGGGUGUGUCUGCCGAACAAUCAGCCCAUCCUGGCUGUUAUACAUCCAGGUGAAACAGCAAUGGAAGUCCUGAGCUCCGUCUGUAAGACCCAUAAGAUUGACCCCUCUGGACACUACCUGCGUGUAAAGGUUUGGGUUGAUGACCAAACGCUUUUUUACGUUCCCAUAUUUGAAGAAGACAUCUCUGAUUUUGAGAAAUGA
This is a messenger RNA of Nematolebias whitei (Rio pearlfish), 2601 nucleotides long. RefSeq names its product TIAM Rac1 associated GEF 1a (gene tiam1a). NCBI's taxonomy places the organism in Eukaryota, Metazoa, Chordata, Actinopteri, Cyprinodontiformes, Rivulidae. Gene Ontology annotation, molecular function: guanyl-nucleotide exchange factor activity. The coding region runs from base 88 to 2601 and encodes 837 amino acids. The record is from RefSeq and is a predicted model, not a curated record. Gene Ontology annotation, biological process: small GTPase-mediated signal transduction; positive regulation of axonogenesis; activation of GTPase activity. Gene Ontology annotation, cellular component: plasma membrane; synapse; cytosol. The transcript is spliced from 13 exons.